CCACCAGAAUGUUGUCGAUCCUUCAAAAUCUCAUAAUCGUACAAAUGAUCGUAUGAAUCCUUCUAGUCGGUCUUCUAAACUUAAUAUAAAGUUUCCCAAAAAAUUUCAUCCAGCCAGACAAAAAGCAAUUAAGGCUUUGAAAAUUAAAAAUUAUGAUGAAGCUAUCAUUUAUUUAACAGAACUCCUCGAUAAAUAUCCUGAUAGUUAUAGUAUAAGAUGCGAUCGAGGUGAAGCAUACAUGAAUAUAAAGGAAUAUGAAAGAGCCAAACGAGAUCUAGAUUUGGCCGUACAAAAAAAGCCAAAGAAAGAACGUGGUCUCUAUCUUCGUGGCAUAGUUCAUGAUAAAUUAAAUAAUCCUCGUGAAUCAAUAAGUGAUCUUUGUAAAGCUAUCAAAAUUAAACCUAAUGAUCCGUCAACAUUAGAUGCAUUAAAAAUAUGUGCUAAGCAUUAUAAGGAACUUGGAAAUUUUGAUGAUGCAAUAAAACAUCUUGAAUUGGUAUUAAAGUUAGAGGAAAAUAAC
Messenger RNA from Racocetra fulgida, 520 nucleotides. The record is from the annotation of a GenBank genome assembly. NCBI's taxonomy places the organism in Eukaryota, Fungi, Glomeromycota, Glomeromycetes, Diversisporales, Gigasporaceae.